CAUUGUUUAUUAGUUUUUAAAAUUAAAUAGUUUAUUUAUUUUUUAUUUAACUCUUUUAGAAGUGUUUAUAGCAAUUAUUAAUCAAUUUGUAUACAGUGAGAUGAUGAUUUUUUUUUAAAUUAAUAAUAAAGUAAAAUUUUUUGAGUCAAAAAACGGUUAAGCUCCAAAAUGCUGAAGUAAUUUGUCAAAAAAUUGAUAACUGUUUUUUAGAAUUCCACAAAUGGACCCAUCAUCAAAAAUUUUGACAGCUACUGAAGUCGAAAAUGUAGUUACUGGUGCGGUUAAUGAAACAAAUGGAUCAAAUAGCAAUGAAGAGUUACAUGAUGGAGAAAAAACUCCACAAAAAGAUAACAAUAAAAUCAACAAUAAUUCUAUUUUUAAUACAAUUUCGAAAAUUGUUAAUCGCUCAACAAAGAUUCCGGAAAUCCAAGAUUUCAAAAUUGUCAAGCCCAUCAGCAGAGGAGCCUUUGGUAAAGUGUUUUUGGGUUAUAAAAAAACCAAUCCUGACCAAGUGUAUGCCAUAAAAGUGAUGAAAAAGAACGAAAUGAUCCACAAAAACAUGGCAUCACAAGUAGUGAUUGAAAGAAAUGCCUUAGCUUUAACUCGAAGCCCAUAUUGUGUUCAAUUAUUUUACUCCCUUCAAUCAGUGAGCUGCAUUUAUUUAGUAAUGGAAUACAUGGUUGGAGGAGAUCUAAGUAGUUUUCUCGGCAAUGUCGGUUACAUGGAGGAAUCAAUGGCAGCAUUUUAUAUCGCCGAAGUAACAUUGGCUCUAGAAUAUCUUCAUUCUCAUGGAAUAGUUCAUCGUGAUCUAAAACCCGACAAUAUGCUUCUCUCUCAUGAGGGCCACGUGAAACUGACUGACUUCGGUCUAAGUAGAAUAUCAGCAUUUCACAGAGACCUAGAAAUAUCUGAUCUAGUGAAUGGUACACCAAAUGUAGGUACUCGAACACCUGGUCAAUUACUUUCUCUCACCUCUCAUUUGUCUUUUGGCUCUGGAGGUCGUUUGUCACUCGACUUGGAUUCAUCAGCUGUUGCAGAAGACUCUCCUGCAGAUGUGAUUUCAUUAAAAAAAAAUCUGGAUGCCAAAUAUUCUUCUAAUUCAAUUAUAACAUCACCAUCACCACCAGAUUGCUCUAGACUAUCGGGAAUUAUUCCUUUUCAUUCAGCUGAUGAUUUGGAUUCAGCAGACGAUGAUGUAUUUCGUGAUAAUAAUACUAAUAAUCAAGAUGUAGACAGCAGUAGUAGCUAUCAUACGUGCCAGUCAUCAUUGAGACGUUCUAAUUUAUCAACAAGUUCUAAAUGUAUCGAGUGUGAUGAGUCUACUUUGGAGGCUGACAAAAGCCGUUUAUCAUCAUCAUUAAACACUUCCAACAGAGGAACGAAGAGAAAGAGGGUUGCUACAUCAACAGGAUUGACAAGAGAAAUUUAUUUGAUGGGUUUGGAUGCUAAUUCAACGCCUAAGAGAAAAAAUAGAGGCAUUUUUCCAUCAAGGGGCAGCUCUGGUAACAUAGAAACCCUUAAAAGAAUUGAAGAAAAGCCUGAGUUGCAAGAAGAUGGUGAUAAUUUGAUCAGAAGUAAUUCAGCUGAAAGUCGUGUUGCCUUUAGUACACCAGUAUCUUCAAUGAAACGAAAUGUUCCUGAAGCUAAAAUCAAAACUACUAGAUUUGAAUUACCAACACCAAUGACUCCAACGUCUAAUUCAGAUUCUAAUAUUCAAAGACAGUCUCCCCAAGGUAUAUCUCCAAUAAAAACACCUGCACCAGCAGCUAAUGGUAAUUACACGCCAUACAGAACACCUAAGAGUGUCAGAAGAGGUACACAAACUACAAACACUGGAAAAUCAGAUGAUAGAAUUCUAGGCACUCCGGAUUAUCUAGCACCUGAGCUGCUUUUGAAACAGGGUCAUGGGCCUGCUGUUGAUUGGUGGGCCUUGGGAGUCUGUUUAUACGAAUUUUGUACAGGUGUUGCACCAUUUAACGAUGACACUCCACAGGCAGUGUUUGAUAAUAUUCUAGCUAGAGAUAUACCUUGGCCUGAAGGUGAAGAAGUGUUAUCUGAAACUGCUAUUAAAGCUAUUGAUUCUUUGUUGACGUUGGAUCAAUAUACUAGACCUUCUGCUAAGGAAGUUAGACAGAUGGAAUUUUUUCGAAAUUUUCCAUGGGAUCAACCUGCUCAAGCUGUGCCUCCUUUUGUGCCAAAGCCUGAUGAUAAUUAUGAUACUUGCUAUUUUCAAGCUCGUAACAUAAUGCAGCAUCUCACUGUCAGCAGCUGCGAGAAUGAAGCUUGCUAGAAAUAAUUCAAACAAUGGCCGUAUUUAUAUAAAAUUGUUAAAUUAAUUGUUUUGUAUCAUAGAAUGUAUAUGUAUAGUUAGAAGAAUAAUUAUAAUAAACUCAACUUUUUAUUAA
Messenger RNA from Chelonus insularis, 2405 nucleotides. It is a transcript of the gene gwl, whose product is annotated as serine/threonine-protein kinase greatwall. Gene Ontology annotation, molecular function: ATP binding; protein serine/threonine kinase activity. The coding region runs from base 221 to 2290 and encodes 689 amino acids. The record is from RefSeq and is a predicted model, not a curated record. Gene Ontology annotation, biological process: intracellular signal transduction; peptidyl-serine phosphorylation. The transcript is spliced from 3 exons. Lineage: Eukaryota; Metazoa; Arthropoda; Insecta; Hymenoptera; Braconidae.